AUGAACAUACCGCUCAAGGUUGUAGUGCGUCUGUGGUCUGACCAGUCGGCAGAUAACAAAACGUGCAACCGUGCCAGCGAUGACCUGCAGGAUGAGGAUGAGAACCAUCUCAAAAGUGCCGGAGGGCGUACGUUCCGUUUUUCGCACGUAUACCGUACACCGAUCAGCAACCAGCUGCUGUACUUUGAGUCCGUCGCCGGUCUCAUGGAAUCCGUGCUGGAAGGGUACGACUUUUCCAUCGUCACGUACGGUGCCAAGGGCACGGGCAAAACGUACACCUUGUACGGCGGCCCAAAUGUCAUCGCGGGAACACAUGAAGACGACGGCAUUGUGUUAUGCUUUGUGCGGGAUCUGUUUUGUCGCCUGAAUGCACACCCGGAGCGUAUGUUUUCGAUCAGCAUUGCGUGGAGUGAAAUCACCGCCAGUGGUGAUGUGAUCGAUGUGCUGGAGAAUGCCGCCAUGGUACAGUGUUUCUCGGUGGAAGAUACGUACGCACUGCUCGGGCUGGGACUGCACCGACGCAAUGGAGAAAAUCACAGUAUUCUUAGCUUAGUGCUGGAGCAACAGUGGACGUCCGUUGGAGGGAUGAACCAGCACCGCCAGUCUACCAUCAGCUUUUGUGACCUGCGUGGUUCUGAGCGAGAAAGGGUAGAAAAGGAACUGCUUCCACUCGAUGCAGGUUUGCGCAAGCUGGAAGACAUCGUUGUUAGACGCAACGAACAGUACAAUGAGUCAGUGUUGACCGCUUUUUUGAAGGAUUCUUUCGGCGGCCGGGCUCAAACACUGCUGCUACUGUGUGUGGCAUCAUCCGCACUGGAAGCGGACAGUAUCGUGCUUGAUCUGGAGUUUGGCGAACGAGCGGAAGAAAUUGUGAACCACGUUGUGAUGAACACCUUUUCGGAUAAUAAUGUUCCGAUCGUGGCACUAAACGAGCAUGAUCUCCUCGGUGGACCGAACAACAACAUCGAUGGGCUGUACUUUGCCUCCCAGCAGUGGGCCAAACUGUUGAAAAAUGCGGAAUGUUUGUUUACGAAGCUUUUCAGCACGUGCGAGCUUAACCAAACGGAACGGAGUCAGAUCGAAGAAUGGUUGUAUCUAAAGGCGGAAUGUGAUGAUUGCUUUAGUUCGACCGACAUUAGCCUUGCAACCGGUGCCCAGCCCGUCCGCGCGUGUCUCGGGCCGAUCGAGGAGAUCGACGAAGCCGAAGACAAUACGGUGCACGGAAGCAGUAAGGUCCCGUACCACUCGGACAAUGAGAGUGAUUCCGACAUCUGUACACAUCUAACGGACGUUAGUGAUCGUAUCCAGAGUUACAUUAAAACCUUCCAAGCUAAAACGAACAAUCUGAUCAUGGAAAAGUAUCAGGACUUUUUUCAAACGCAUCCCACCGGAGUUGAUGCGCUGGAAUCGGCUGAUCACGAGCGGAAAUUGCAUCCGUCCGAUGGGGGAAGUAAUUUUCACAAUCCUGCUAGAAGGAAAUCAAUCUUUGACGGUGAAACGGUAAGCAGUACCGAAAUGGCACUAAUGAUGCCACUGAAAAGUGAAUCCGUGCCAGCGGCACCGACCGUGCUGGACAAAAAGCUGGAAACGCUGAACAGUAACCUUCGCAUUUGCCAAACCAGCAUCGAAUCGUUGCAUGCACAGAUCGAAGAAAUACGCCGCACGAUCGCACUCAAGCAGAAGUACAUAACGGAUCUGAUCGAGAACAGUGAGACGCGCUCGGUGGCUAAAUCACGCUUUAGCAAGAAAAAGCAUAAGCUCGAGGCGGAAUACGAAAAAGCGAAAAAGCAACUCCGCAAGGCUGUCGUGAACGGUACGAACAAAGAGGAAAUCAAUCGACUGAAAAGCCAAACAUCACAGCUCGAGCAACGGCUAAAAGAUCUCGACUCGAUUGGAUUCAUCGCCGGCGAAUCGGGACACAAGAAGAAAAAGCUGCAACAAUCCAUCAAGGACUCGCAGAAGCAGCUCGACGUACUGCAGCGCAUGCUGAAGAAAGAGCUCGACCGGAAAGAAUCGCUCGAAAAGGAGCUGGAAACGGCUCAGAAAGAGUCGCGUGCAGGGCGAACAAACAACAACAACGGCUUGCAAGAGAUGAGCGAAAGCAAGAGCAAAAUUCGCAACAUGAACGAUCGUAUCUCGCACAUCGAGCACGUGCUGAAGGAAAAGUCGAGCAAUUUGAAAAAGUACGUUAACAAGAAGAGUGCCGAAAAGGAGUCACUUCGCUGCGAGAUACGCAACCUGCGACGGACACGUGACCAUCUGGUCGAGCAACGGUGUCAGUUGGAUCGGAAGAUACGCGAAGACAAGAUGCCAUCGUUCGAUGAAGAGCGCAAGCUGGUCGAGUGUGACGAAGCGAUCGAGGCGAUCGAUGCAGCGAUCGAGAUGAAGAACGAGCUGAUCUGUGGACGGAAGAGCAUCGAUACGGAUGAAAGUUUGCAGCGCGAGAAGGGCGAACAGAUGCUGAUGGCACGGUUGAACAAGCUGUCGCUUGACGAGAUGCGCACGUUGUUGUACAAAUACUUCCAGAAGGUGGUCGAUCUGAAGGAAGCGAGCCGGAAGCUGGAACUGCAGUUCAUUUCGCUCGAGCGCGAAAAGGACGCCUGGGAGUGGCAGGAAAAGAUCCUCACCAACACGAUCCGCCAGACGCGAUUGGAGAAGGAACGAUCGAUCGUGGCACUGCAGAAGCAGCACGAAACGAAGCUGAAUCUAAUGUUGCGCCACUUUGCCGCCGAUACGUCCGCAUCGAUCUCGAGCACCAUACCGGACAGUGUGCUUCCACCGUACCACACGCAGACGGAAUUUGUGCUAGGGUCGGGCUCGGCACGGUACCAUCACCAUCACGUACAGUACGAGUCGGACGGUGGUACAAGCGGCGAACCUCAACUGCUCACCGGACACAGCGCUUCCAAACAGUUGGCACACUACAAGCCGAACGCACUUCCCGUUUCGGGACCAUCCGGCGUGCUGGGACAUACCUCAAAUUCCGCCCUAACGCAGCAUCAUCGUAACAGUGGUGCAGGCACGGUACAAACACCACUCGUAGCGAUCGCCGAGAAAGAACAUCGGCCGAAGAGUAAACUGUUCUCGAAGUUGCAGGUCCUGUCACGCUACCACGGUAGCGAUAAGCGGAAAAUCUUCCAAUCCGACAUUCCGCAACAGAAUCUCAAACAGCUCCAGGGCGCUUCGAGACCCUCGCUUACGAAGGUGACGCGCGAAAAGAACAAAAUCAUCAUCCAGAGUGAUGGGGGCAGCAAAUAG
Anopheles marshallii is the source of this 3258-nucleotide messenger RNA. It is a transcript of the gene cos, whose product is annotated as kinesin-like protein costa. The record is from RefSeq and is a predicted model, not a curated record. Gene Ontology annotation, biological process: mitotic spindle organization; microtubule-based movement. NCBI's taxonomy places the organism in Eukaryota, Metazoa, Arthropoda, Insecta, Diptera, Culicidae. The transcript has a single exon. Bases 1 to 3258 code for a protein of 1085 amino acids. Gene Ontology annotation, molecular function: microtubule binding; microtubule motor activity; ATP binding.